Brachypodium distachyon (stiff brome) is the source of this 4953-nucleotide messenger RNA. RefSeq lists its product as uncharacterized. NCBI's taxonomy places the organism in Eukaryota, Viridiplantae, Streptophyta, Magnoliopsida, Poales, Poaceae. The record is from RefSeq and is a predicted model, not a curated record. The transcript is spliced from 9 exons. The coding region runs from base 256 to 4695 and encodes 1479 amino acids.
GGAGUCCCCAGAAUAAAUCACUCCAAAACCCAAACGCAGGAACAACAGAACACACACAAGCAACCCAGAGAGAGGGGCGAGACAGACAACGCACACAGACACAGAGAGGGACAGAUCCAUCGCCGAUCGUGCCUGCGCUCGGAUCGAUCCUGCUUUUUUCGUCGCCCGCGCGCGGUGGGGAUAGAGGGGGGACGGCGAGGAGCUCCCCGGAUCCGCGCCUGAGUUGAUCGGGCCGUGAUCCGUUGGCCAGCAGCAAUGACGGCCGACGGGACGGCGAGCAACGGCGCUGGCGAGGCGCCGAAGGCUGAAUUGUCGCCCGGGAAGGGGGCCGUGACGGCUGCCCCGCUGGCGGAGAAGCCGGCAGAGGAGCGGGAGGGGGUGGGCGGCCCCUUUGUGAUCGUGAACGGCGACUCCGACGGCCACUCUGACCGGGGCUCAGAUACCGGCGCGGGCCCCGAGGCAGAUUCCGCCUCGGAUGAGGGGGAUCUGCCGCGAACCAAUGCAGGUCCGGAUGCCGACACGGGCAGAGAUCACGGGCCGGCCGGUGCGGAAUUAGACGCCACCGUCGAUUUUUCAUCUACCAACGGGCAUGGUCCUUCCGCUGUGGAGUCUGAGGAUGGUGUGGGCGGAGGCAAAGCGGGGGAAAGCAAGAUUUCUGAAGCUGGACUAGGGGAGCAGGAGACCGCCGGUGGAGAGCUCGGUGGGGAAGAUGCUCCGGCAAAACUUGAGAUUGAACAUGCUGAUCCUGUUGUUGAUUCCGCUGCAUCUUCUGUGGAUUCUGUGGCUAAGAGCAAGGAGAAUGAAAUGGGAAAAAGUGCUGCUACUGAUGUUGCUGAGUUGCCAGUGCAUGAGGCUGCUAGUGAAGAACAGCAUGAUGGAACGAAUUCUGCUGCAGAGUCCAAUGGGCCAGAUAAUGCCCCCACAUAUGCUAACUCUGGUUCUAUCGUCUUGGAUUCUGAGGUUUGUGGCGAGGAGAGUAAAGGAGAAGUGAUAGCUACUGAAAGCAUGGAGUUGGGUACAGAUGAAUCGGAAUUUUUGGUGGUGAAUGGGCAACAUGAUGCUGGCAUCAGUUCAGAUUCAUCUAUAACUGCUACUCACUCUUUGAUCCAUGCCGAGGAGGGAAAACAUCAACAGGCUUACCCUAAUGUCACAGAGGUGGAGCAGGAAGCUACCUAUGGUGAACAGGAUGUCACUGAUGCUUUGCAGGGCAAUGGACAUGACCCUGAGGUGAGUGCUGAUUCUUGUGCAUCUGCUUCUGAGUUCAAGGCGCCUGCCAAUAAGAGCGAAGGACAACAAGUAGAAUCACUGACAGAUAAGGUUGAAGUAUCGGAUGCAAUGCUGGAUGCAUCUAGCAGCGAUUGCCGAACAUGUACUUCUAAGGAACCCAUAGAAGAGGAAGUUGUUGCAAACGGGCAUGGCCAUGCUGAGGACAGUGCUGAUACUUCAGGGAAGCUUGAACCUGGGGUUGAUGAGGAAGAGGGUGAAGCCACCCGUGAUGUUAUAUCGGAAGACAUAAUAACGAUGGAUAGCAAGGAGAACUUGCAUGGUCUCACAUCUACUGUUGGUUCCACUGAUGAGGAAGCAAAGCUUCCUAUGAAGGAGGAAAUGCAUGAAGAUGCUCCUGCUAAACUUGAGAUGUGUGCAAUUGCUGGGAAUAAAAGUGAACAACUUGUGCAAGAUGAUCAAUUGGUUAAGGAUGAUGUCUCUGUUGGCAUACUUCAUUCAGUUAAACCAGAACUAGAUCCAGUUGUUGAGCCCAACUGGGAUCAGAGAAUACAAGUAGAAGUAGCUGCAGAUGAUGAAAACACGGCAGUCCCUGAUGUGAAGGCUGUCAAGGUGGAAACGAACACAGCAGAUAAUGUUGAAGCACAUAAUCUCAGGUCUGCAUUUGAAGACAGGAGUAUACAACUGCAUGUAAAUUCGUCUGGCGAAGUUGACGAGGAGGUAAAAAAGCAAGCUUGCCCUGAGGAGGUACAUUUAGCUCAGAAUGAUUCUUCUGCACAGACUGGAAAGCAUGAGCAGUUAGAAUUACCUGGUGCUGGAGUAGCUGAUAAAGGUGACCAUGUUGUAGUAGAGGCAGAACCAAGGGAAGAGGCCGAACUGGAGGUUGUUGAUUCUGUUCCAUUGUGUGCACCUGCAGCUUCUACUUUCCAUGAUGAGCCAAGGUCCAUUGCUUUGGAUGAUAAUGAUAGAGUAAAGCACUCAAGCCCAGGUACUGAAUUGGAAAGUUGUGACGAUAUACAACCAGAAGAGUGUGGUUCUCAAGAAAUAUCCAGUUCUAUUGUUGAUGAAGUCACAUCUGGUGCUUCUAUGGAACAUGGAACUGCUGUGACAAGUGGCGUUGAACUCACAAAUGAAUCAGGAGAUGCAUCUCUUGAAAUAUCCAGCGGAACUGCUGCUGAUCAAGGUGAACCUGUUGCCUUGAGUGAGGAUAAAGCUAUCGAGGUUGAUAAUGUUAAACCCUCUCCUGCUACAGUAGAUGAAUCUGCUGUGGUUGGCGAAGCUAGUGAUAUUUCCCCAACAGACGGACCAAGUCAUUUUGUUGCAGACUGCCAACCACAUCAUGACCAGCCAGAAAUUUGCCACACAUCAACUGCGUGUAAACAGCUCGUUUCUUCAAUUGAAGAUCCUCGCCCAUCAGGUGUAACAUUGGAAUCUGGAGUCAAGUCUCCUUUUACAGACAAGGAGACGCCUCCGUCAGAUGAGGCAUGCAAAGAUAUUUGCUAUGGAACUAUAAAUUCAUCCAAUAAAUCUUCUCAGGUGGUUGAAGCCAAAAGUUUGGAAGCAUUGGGGCCUUUAUCUGUUGAUACAAUAGUUCCGGAGGAACACAAGAAUGAUGAUGAACAUGCAAAUAAUGAUGAGGAAAAGAUCGUUAAGGACUUCACUGAUGCACCUGUGGAUCUCAAUAAGAGUGACAAGGGGGAUAUACAUACCAUUAGACCACCAAAGUGCUUCAUGAUAAAGGUCCCAAAAUUUGCGGGUGAUGAUGUUUGGGAAAGGAUACAGGAUGCACAAGUUCAUCUGGAUCGGCUGACUCAGGAAAGAGAUGCAAUUAAUGUUCGCAAGAAGAAGCAAAAGGCUAUUUGUGAUGAGUAUCGGGGAAAAUUAGAGGCAGCACGACAACAAGAGAGUGAAGCGAGAGCUGCUCUUGGUGACAAGAGGAAUAAUCUAGAUAAUGUGCGGUCAGUCCUUGCCAAGAUGAAUAAAGCAACUACAGUUGAUGAUAUUGAUGAAAGGAUUGCGUGGAAGGAGAAUGUCAUGGUACAUGAGACCAUCUCUUUGAAAGAUGAGAAGCGUUACAUUAAAGAGAUAAAUGAACUAAAGACCCAAAGGAAGCAAUUGUGCUCCAAUAUGGGCUCAAAGGCUGAAAUCAGUGAAGCAUUCGAUCAGCAGGACCACAUUCAUGAGCAACAUAAGACUUUGAAGAAGGACUCCGAUGCACUUUUCAAAAACCUGAAGUCCCUUGAGGAAAACAAAAGAAAGAUUCAAAAAUAUUAUGAGGAGGAAAGACUAGUUCUGGGAAAAUUAAAUGCCGAAUUGCAAGCUGCUAAUGAAAGACGUCAAAUGGCCUAUGAUGAUUGGGUUGAGCUGAGAGCGGAACCAGGCAAGAAGAACAAGUACUUUUUCAUGUACAAGAGGGACCGUGCUGCUGUGAACAACUUCAUGCAAAUGAAUGACGUGGAUGGACUUCAGUCAUAUUGUAAUAAUCAGGUAGAAGGUUUUUUGGAAAUUUGGAACAAAGAUGAUGACUUCCGUAAGCUGUACGUUGAAGCAAACCAGGCUAGCACUGUGAGAAGACUUGGGACCCUUGAUGGAAGAUCACUUAAUUUUGGAGAGGAGCCUCCAGUCAUUCGCAGCAGAAAUUUCAAUAGAAGAUCGACCAAUCCAUCUCCAUUGACGGUUUCAAGCCCAAAUGUGCCCAUUAUAACUUCAGAAGCAGUACCUGAAAAGCCUGUUCCAGCGGUAGUCCUUGAAGAAGAGGAUACCUUUCCUGUUUUACCACCACCCCAGAUCCAUAAACAGGCCAAGUCAAAGGCGGCUGGCAGUUCAUCUCAGAAAGAAAUAAUUACAGCUCCAGCCUCAGAAAUGGAAGAUGUAAAACACAUUGAAAAUGAGAAGGCUCGUCUUAUGGAGGAGUUGGAGUUGGCAAGAAAGGCAGAGGAGUUGGCACGUAGGGAGGAGGAGCUAAAAGUGCAGAGGGCUGCAGCUGAAAAGGAGCGGCUCCGGUUGGAACAGAAGGCCAAAGCUAAGGAGGCUGAGGAGAGGAAGAAAAAGAAAGCAGAAAAGGCUCAGGAAAGAGCAGAGUUCAAAGCAAGGAAGGAAGCUGAGAUGAAGGAAAAGAAGAAAGCCAAGAAGGAUAAAAAGAUUGGCACAACACCAGAAGACUUGGUGAGUGGUCUUGGCGAGGGCAACUCUGCAGCCAUAACUACAGCAGAUACCGAGAGUAAUGGAUCUGAAAGUGCUAGGGAUACUGAGGUUCCUCCACAAGCAGCCCCGAGGAGGAUUGCGAGGCCCGCAGCGGCAAUGAGGCAGCUAAACAGGUUGCAGCCCAUGCCCUUGCCCCUGCGUAACAGGAGCAGAAGGAGAACUCGGCAAUACAUCAUCAUUGGAGCUGUGGUCGCGCUAGUGGCUGCCGCACUGAUCCUUGCAGCCAGAUACUUAAACCUCCCUGGUUUAAGUUUGCUUCGCUUCUAAACUAGUUAGUAUUACUCCCUAUGGAUGGCGUGGCGUCAUGCUCAUACAUUCAUCCACAGCCAUAGGGAAGUGGAGGACAGUUCAGUUAUUUUGCGGGAAACUUGGUUGCUCUUCUAGACAUUGUCUUAUUUUCUCUGUUUGAACUAUGGCUGCCGUUACUGUACUUAUUUACCAUAUAGGCUGUGUUGGAUUGUGUUGAAUGGUGGUGAUAUAUUCGUUAAAGUGGACAUAAUAAUAAUUAUAGAUUUAUUUUGGACA